AUGAGUGUGUUUGUUAUCAUUCCUGAAUCCAUCCUCGCAGCAGCAGCAACAGGACAAGUUGAUCCCAAUGUGAUCACUAGUAUGGACGACGACGAGUCUGAAGUUGAGAACUCGUCAGAAUUUCCGUUUGUGUUCGACCAGGAAACUUCCAGUUUCGCCGACUCUGUAGAACUCCAUAAACAACGAUGCCCGCUGCUGUCCCGUCGCCAUGUUGACGGUGAGGGGGAUGAGCACGAGGAUCUCGAAUCACACAGCAACUCAUAUCAUAUGCCGCUGAAUGAUAGCAACGAAUGUUACGAAGAUUUCGCAUCAUACACUGACUACGAUGUUCCACUGAAUGACAGCAGUGAGGGAAAGAUUGGACCCAGUGCCGUGACCAUCCCCCACAGAAGGCGAAGGCUCGUUUCAUUGGACUCGCAUGUGCAUCAAAGCCAUGAGGAAUAUGGAAACGAUGAAUUUGGUGAGGAUUAUGACGAAGAUAGCAUCGAUUUUCCAUCUUUUCAAUUUUCACAGCCAUUGUCUAUGAGCGAGCAAAUAUGUCAAGGUACUGCUUGCAAUUAG
Molecule: messenger RNA, 561 nt
Organism: Cylindrotheca closterium
Lineage: Eukaryota; Bacillariophyta; Bacillariophyceae; Bacillariales; Bacillariaceae
Source: the annotation of a GenBank genome assembly